This is a messenger RNA of Penicillium alfredii, 1161 nucleotides long. RefSeq names its product metallophosphoesterase family protein. The annotation marks the transcript as partial. The transcript is spliced from 4 exons. NCBI's taxonomy places the organism in Eukaryota, Fungi, Ascomycota, Eurotiomycetes, Eurotiales, Aspergillaceae. The record is from RefSeq and is a predicted model, not a curated record. Gene Ontology annotation, cellular component: cytoplasm. Gene Ontology annotation, molecular function: hydrolase activity, acting on ester bonds.
AUGACCGGCUUGGAUCAACGUUCAAGGGGGCGAGUUCAACAGGUUCUGAGAACACCCGGUGACUCAAUGCUGCGCUUCACGAAGAAGGGCACGUUCCAGAUCUCUGUUUUUGAGGACUUGCACUUUGGCGAAGAUGCAAGCGCCGACACCAAGUCAAGCAGAGUCAUGAACAAGGUCCUCUCAAAAGAAGACGCCCAACUAGUCGUGCUAAACGGCGACCUGAUAUCCGGCGAAGCGACCAACUCAACCGUGUCAGACCAGUACUUCGACGAUGUUGUCGCGCCGCUGGUUGAUCGCGAUCUGUCAUGGGCAACGACGUACGGCAACCAUGACAGCGAGACCAACCUCGACCCGUGGGCCAUAUACAAGCGCGACAGAAACUACCCCAACAGCCACACGCGCAGCAUGGUCUCAGCGCCCGAUGCCGGCAUCACCAAUUACUAUCUGCCGGUGCUGGCCUCGAACGGGACGAGCAAGAGCACCCCGGAGCUCAUUUUGUGGUUUUUCGAUAGCAAAGGUGGAAGCUAUGCCCGCGAUUCAGAGCAUGAUUCGGGGGCGAGGCCGAAUUGGAUUGAUGAGUCGGUUGUCGACUGGUUCACAGCAACAAAUGCCAACCUGACAGCCCACUACGGCAAGACCAUUCCGUCCCUGGCCUUCUUCCACAUCCCCGCCAACGCAAUGCUUGCGCACCAAGAAUCGCGGCUGGGCUCGCGUCCCGUGCGCGGAAUCAAUGGCGAGCGGGUUAACCAGCAGGGUUAUAAGGGGGGAUUCCCCUAUGACGGUCAGGAUCGCCGGUUCAUGGAGGCGCUCCUGAACACGACGGGGCUGAUGGCGACCUUUAGCGGACACGACCAUGAUAAUGAUUGGUGCUUUAAAUGGGACGAUCAACUCCCCGGCGUGCCCUUCCCCGGCAAUGGCAUACACAUGUGCUAUGGCCGGCACUCGGGGUACGGCGGCUACGGCAAUGCAGCCCGAGGUGCACGGCAGAUCCUGCUUCAGCAGGGACAAGUCACUAAGGGGUUGCAGACGUGGGUGCGUUUGGAGGAUGACUCGAUCUCCUCGCCGAGUAACUUGAGUACCCAUAGCUUGCAUCGCAUUGAUACGCCAGGGUACAGCGCUGCCUCGUCCCCGAUGGGAGCUGCAAGCCCCUUGGUUUCCAUG